AUUUAAUUGAAGAAUUAGAAAAAAAUUUUAAAUAUUCGAUGAUGUAUCAAAUACUUGAUACAAAGUUGAAGAAUCCUAAUCUCUGUGAUGGAUUAACAGAAGAAAAUUAUUACUGGUAUCUGUUAAAAAUAGAAAAAUUAUAUGAAAGAAAAGGUAGUAAUAAGUGGACUCAAAAAGAUAAUGAAAAAGCUCACAAGUUACUAAAAAAAUACACAGAAAAUAACAAAAUAAGACACUGGAAAAAAGCUGAUAACAAACUAAGAAGUAUAUAUUUAAAUUUACCGGAUGAAAUUAAAAAAGAUCAAAAAGAAAUUUUUGAAAAUAUAAAUGAAUGGUGGAAUAGAA
This is a messenger RNA of Dentiscutata erythropus, 345 nucleotides long. The record is from the annotation of a GenBank genome assembly. Lineage: Eukaryota; Fungi; Glomeromycota; Glomeromycetes; Diversisporales; Gigasporaceae.